Messenger RNA from Penicillium argentinense, 3210 nucleotides. Its product is annotated as valine--tRNA ligase. Gene Ontology annotation, molecular function: valine-tRNA ligase activity; ATP binding; aminoacyl-tRNA deacylase activity. Bases 1 to 3210 code for a protein of 1069 amino acids. Lineage: Eukaryota; Fungi; Ascomycota; Eurotiomycetes; Eurotiales; Aspergillaceae. Gene Ontology annotation, biological process: valyl-tRNA aminoacylation. The record is from RefSeq and is a predicted model, not a curated record. The transcript is spliced from 4 exons. Gene Ontology annotation, cellular component: cytosol.
AUGGCUCAAGACUCUGCCUCCCACAAUCCCAUUGGGGAGCAAACUGCCCCUUUGACCGGAAACCCUCCUCCCGUCGACGAGAAGACUCGUAAUCAGAUUGCCGAAGCCGCUGCGAUGAACCCUCAAACCCAGGGCCAGACGCAAGGCGGCCAGGAUGUGUCCGCGGCCCCCAAGGUGAAGACCGAGAAGGAAUUGGAGCGAGAGCGCAAGAAGGCCGAGAAGGCAAAGAAAUUCGCCGAAAAGCAGGCAAAAGCCGCCAGCAAGCCUGCCGCCGCCCCCAAAGCCGAGAAGAAGGCCCCCAAAGUUGAGAAGGAGAAGACCACCGAUGCCUAUGAUCCCAAGGUCAUCGAGGCUGGUCGUCUCGAGUGGUGGGAGGAACGCGGCCUCUUCAAGCCCGAAUUCGGUCCCGACGGCAAGGUCAAGCCUGAGGGCUCCUUUGUUAUUCCCAUUCCUCCUCCGAACGUUACCGGUUCCCUGCACAUGGGUCACGCCCUGACCAAUGCCCUGCAAGAUACCAUGAUCCGCUGGCAGCGUAUGAAGGGCAAGACCACUCUCUGGCUGCCCGGUAUGGACCACGCCGGUAUCUCCACCCAGAGUGUCGUCGAGAAGCAGUUGUGGAAGAACGAGAAGAAGACCCGUCACGACAUUGGACGCCCCGCUAUGACAAAAAUGAUCUGGGAUUGGAAGGACCUGUACCACGCCAACAUCAAGAACGCCCUGCGCAGAGUUGGUGGUUCCUUCGACUGGUCUCGCGAGGCCUUUACUAUGGACCCUAACCUGUCCGCUGCGGUGACCGAGACCUUCGUUCGCCUGCACGAGGAGGGCAUUAUCUACCGUGCCAACCGCCUCGUCAACUGGUGUGUUGCUCUGAACACUUCCCUGUCUAACCUUGAGGUGGAAAACAAGGAAAUUGAGGGUCGUACGCUCCUCGAUGUCCCCGGAUACGAGAAGAAAGUCGAGUUCGGUGUUCUGACUCACUUCUGCUACGAGAUUGAUGGUACCAACGAGCGCAUUGAGAUUGCCACUACUCGUCCUGAGACCAUGGUUGGUGACACUGGUAUCGCCGUGCACCCCACCGAUGUCCGCUACAAGCACCUGAUCGGCAAGAACGCUCGCCACCCGUUCGUUGACCGUCUUCUUCCCAUUGUUGCCGAUGAGGGCGUUGAGCCUGAGUUCGGUACUGGUGCCGUAAAGAUCACCCCUGCCCACGACUUCAAUGAUUUCAACCGCGGCAAGGCCCACAACCUUGAGUUCAUCUCUGUCAUGAACGACGAUGGUACCUUCAACAAGCACGCCGGUAUCUUCGCUGGUCUUAAGCGCUUCGAUGCCCGUUACAAGGUCAUCGAUGCCCUUAAGGAGAAGGGUUUGUACGUGAAGUGGGAGCACAACCCCAUGAAGGUUCCCCGCUGCGCCAAGUCGAACGAUGUGAUUGAGCCUAUCCUUAAGCCCCAGUGGUGGAUGAAGAUGGAGAGCCUUGCCGCCCCUGCUAUCGAGGCCGUCCGGAAUGGCGACAUCAUUAUCCGCCCCGAGAGUGCGGAGAAGAGCUACUACCGCUGGAUGGAAAACAUCAACGACUGGUGUCUUUCCCGUCAGCUGUGGUGGGGUCACCAGGCCCCCGCCUACUUCGUGGAUAUCGAGGGCGAGGAUAACUCUGACAGCGAUGGUAACUUCUGGGUGACUGGCCGCACUGAGGAGGAUGCCCGUGCUAAGGCCGAAGUCAAGUUCCCCGGCAAGAAGUUCUCUCUUGUUCGGGACCCUGAUGUUCUUGACACCUGGUUCUCUUCCGGCCUGUGGCCUUUCUCGACUCUGGGAUGGCCCAAGAAGACCCACGACUUUGAGAAUCUGUACCCCACCUCUGUCCUGGAGACUGGUUGGGAUAUUCUGUUCUUCUGGGUUGCCCGUAUGAUCAUGCUUGGUAUCAAGCUUACCGGUCAGGUCCCCUUCAAAGAGGUGUACUGUCACUCUCUGAUCCGUGAUUCCGAGGGUCGCAAGAUGUCCAAGUCCCUGGGUAACGUUGUUGAUCCUCUCGAUGUCAUGGAGGGUAUUCAACUGCAGGCUCUCCAUGAUAAGCUCUUGGUUGGUAACCUUGCCGACAAGGAGGUGGCUGCUGCUACCAAGUACCAAAAGAAGGCUUUCCCCAAGGGUAUCCCCGAGUGCGGUGCUGAUGCUCUGCGCUUUGCCCUUGUCUCCUACACUACCGGUGGUGGUGAUAUUGCUUUCGAUAUCCAGGUCAUUCACGGAUACCGCCGCUUCUGCAACAAGAUCUACCAGGCCACCAAGUUCGUUCUCGGCAAGCUGGGUGAGGACUUCAAGCCGCAGGCUAAGGUCACCAAGACCGGCAAGGAGUCUUUGUCUGAGCGCUGGAUUCUGCACAAGUUCAACGCCGCCGCCAAGGAUGUCAACGAGGCCCUCGAGAACCGCGAGUUCUCCAACGUGGCCAUCACCACUUACCAGUACUGGUACGGCCAGCUGUGCGAUGUGUUCAUCGAGAACUCCAAGUUCCUCCUGGCUGCCGACGCCUCCGCCGAGACCCAGGAGUCUGCUAAGCAGACCCUCUACACUGCUCUUGAGGGCGCCCUGACCAUGAUCCACCCCAUCAUGCCCUUCGUCACAGAGCACCUGUGGCAGCGUCUGCCCCGUCGUCCCGAUGACAAGACCAUCUCGAUCAUGACCGCCAAGUUCCCCGAGUUCAAGGAGGAGUUCCACGACCCUGCUGCUGAGGCCGCCUACGAGCUUGUCCUGAACACAUCCAAGGCCAUCCGCUCCAUCCUGGCUCAGUACGAUGUCAAGACCAAGGGCGACGUCAUCAUCCAGACCUACGACGCCACCAGCGAGAAGACCGUCGCUGAGCAAAUGACGAGCAUCAAGUCUCUGGGCGGUAAGACCCUGGGCGACCUGUCUCACCUUGGCCCCGACAACAAGACUCCUCCCUCGGGCUGUGUCGUUGUUGCUGUCGGUGCUGAGGCUGCUGUUUACCUGCGUGUGUCCAAGGAGGUUGCCCUUGAGCAAGAAGAGAAGGCCAAGGCUGGUCUUGAGAAGGCCCGCGAGGCUGUGCGCAAGUCUCAGGGUCAACUGGAAACCCCUGGCUGGAAAGAAAGAGUCAAGGCUGAGGUCCUCCAGCUUGAGGAGAAGCGUCUUCGCGAUGCCGAGAGUGAGGCUGCUCGUUUCGCGGAGCAGAUCAAGGAGUUUGAGAAGCUCCGCUUGGAGUAA